Gastrolobium bilobum is the source of this 2240-nucleotide messenger RNA. Its product is annotated as serine/threonine protein phosphatase 2A 57 kDa regulatory subunit B' beta isoform-like. Lineage: Eukaryota; Viridiplantae; Streptophyta; Magnoliopsida; Fabales; Fabaceae. Gene Ontology annotation, cellular component: protein phosphatase type 2A complex. Gene Ontology annotation, biological process: signal transduction. The record is from RefSeq and is a predicted model, not a curated record. Bases 501 to 1916 code for a protein of 471 amino acids. Gene Ontology annotation, molecular function: protein phosphatase regulator activity. The transcript is spliced from 2 exons.
AAAAAAAAAAAAAGCAAACAAGCUCAACGAAAAAGCAGCUGAAUUUGAAUUCAAUAUUUCAAUUGACAAUUUGGAUGACAAAAAUGCUCGUCAAACUCAAAGAAUCACUGUUUCUAAAAUGGAUUAUUGUAAUCUAUAAUCCUUUCCUUUCAUUUCCAUUACUAUAUGCACCUCUCUAUCUUCCUUAAUUCUCCCCCCAAAACUUACGUCUCUGUAUCUGCCAUUCCUUUUAUCGCCGGAAAGCAUCUCCGACCGAUCAACCACCGCCAUUCCGGUGAUCGCACUCCGAUGAUUUGCCGCUUUGAUCCUUUCGGAGAACUUUGCACUGCAGCACCCGAUCCUCCUCCUUUGUUUUCUCAGAUCCACUGUCGUUUUAGCUGUGAUGCGAAAAUUGAGGGAGGAGAAGCAUUCAUGGAUUAGGGUUAGGGUUUCUAGCGUUCUCAGAUCCUUUGUUUUCUGAAUUCGUUAGCUUAGGGUUAGGGUUUGUAGCAUUCUCGAAAAUGUUCAAGAGAAUCAUGAAGGGAGGGCAAAAGAAGCCCUCCAAGUCGGAGCCAAACGAUGCUUUUGGUCCCGCCGGGAACAACCACGUCAAUCCGGAGGUGGCGGUGGCGGCGGCGGUGCCUCCUCCUUCCGCCACCAUGGAACCGCUUCCUCUAUUCCGCGUCGUGGCGGUUUCCGAGAGGCAGAACCUGUUCCUUCGGAAGUUGCAGAUUUGCUGCUUCGUGUUGGAUUUCUCGGAUACGCUAAAAUCGGUUCGGGAGAAGGAAAUCAAGAGGCAGACGCUAAUGGAGCUGGUGGAUUUCAUUCAAUCAGGUUCGGGGAAGAUAACGGAGAAUUGCCAGGAAGAGAUGAUCAGAAUGGUAUCGGUGAAUAUUUUCCGGUGCUUGCCGCCGGCGUCUCACGAGAACACGGGGCAAGAGAGCAACGAUCAAGAAGAGGAGGAACCGUGUCUGGAGCCAGCGUGGCCACAUUUGCAGCUCGUGUACGAGCUUCUCCUCAGAUACGUUGUUUCAUCCGAUACUGAUACCAAAGUUGCAAAGCGGUACAUUGAUCAUUCUUUUGUGCUGAAAUUGCUUGAUUUGUUUGACUCUGAGGACCCCCGUGAGCGCGAGUAUUUGAAAACUAUCUUGCAUCGUAUAUAUGGCAAAUUCAUGGUUCAUAGGCCAUUUAUUAGGAAGGCAAUUAAUAAUAUCUUUUUUCGGUUUAUAUAUGAGACGGAGAGGCAUAAUGGUAUUGGGGAGCUUCUGGAGAUUCUUGGGAGCAUCAUUAAUGGUUUUGCGCUUCCCAUGAAGGAGGAGCACAAGUUGUUUCUGGUGAGGGCGCUUCUGCCUUUGCAUAAACCUAAGCCCGUCGCUAUGUACCAUCAGCAAUUGUCGUACUGCAUCUCUCAGUUUGUUGAGAAGGAUUACAAGCUGGCGGAUACCGUUAUUAGGGGUUUGUUGAAGUAUUGGCCCAUCACCAAUUGCCAGAAGGAAGUUCUCUUCCUUGGGGAACUGGAAGAGGUGCUUGAGGCCACACAAGCUGCAGAAUUCCAACGCUCCAUGGUUCCUCUUUUCAGACAGAUUGCCCGCUGCCUCAAUAGUUAUCACUUUCAGGUUGCAGAACGAGCCCUCUUUUUGUGGAAUAAUGAGCACAUUGUCAGUUUAAUUGCCCAAAACAGAACGGUAGUAUUACCCAUAAUAUUUGAAGCAUUGGAGAAAAAUAUCCAGGGUCAUUGGAACCAGGCUGUUCACGGGCUGACAGUGAAUGUUCGGAAAAUGUUCCUGGAAAUGGACGCGGAAUUGUUUGAAGAGUGCCAGAGGCAGUAUGCAGAGAGAGAGGCUAAGGCCAAAGAUGUGGAAGCGCAGCGGGAAUUGAAUUGGCAGAGACUGGCAGAUGCAGCUGCGCAGAAUGGUUCAGAUAUGGUCACAGUUUAGCCAAAUUACUUUACUGUCGUAACUGGGAGUGUGAAUUGGAUAGGUGAAGAUUAUAUAUGCUCCUCGCCAUUUUGGUGCCAUUAUUUAUUAGUUUCUUUCCUGCCUGCUUAAUUUAUUUUUCCUCUUCAUUUUCUCAGUUGGAUAAUCAGCAAGUUGAAUAUAGCAGUGAUUAAUGUAACUUAAAAUGUAUUGGACGUUGUUAGCAAUGUCUGCGGAUUAAGAAUCUUUUGUGAAAUAUUUUCUUGUAUUUUUUCCCCUUACAGAGAGAAAUAUGGAAAUUUUCUUUUCCUUCUGGAAACUAGACAAACCUUUUUGUUUAUUCUU